UCAAAGGUGGUCCUCAUGGAGGAUGCAGCCAGCAAGGAGAGGAAGCUUGAGGAGAUGAAGAGAGAUCAAGUGAUCUCUGGAGCUCUUAAUUCAGUUGCCCUAGUCAAAGCAGAGGUUGAUAAGCUCUCACAAAAGGCGUCUUCUUUGGAGGCAAUCAUGCAUGGUGGGACCAAGGUUGCUGAAAAGGAGUUUGUGGUGUUGACUGAAUUAUUCAUGGUGCAAUUGUUGAAUUUGGAUAGCAUUGAUGCUGAAGGAGAAGCAAAAGUACAGAGACGGAGUGAGGUAUUGAGUCAGAGCUCAGCAAGGGGCUUAUCAUUCCCUAAUCGGUUUAAAGAUUUAUUCGAAGUCGUUGAUCGAAGAGCAAAGCUAAUUGCGAGUGAGUCGUCAGAUGAGCAGUCCAUACAGCCACCAGCUUCCAAUGGUAAAGAAACUCAAGCCAAGAGGGAGAAAUCAAAGGAGAAGGGUCAGUUGACACUCUCCACUGUUGAACCUCCUAAUCCUACAAGUGAUCCUGAACAUGAACAAAGAGCAGACUAGCAUACAAGCAUCUGCAUUAAGUGUGACAUCUGAUAAAGAUGAAGAUGCCCCAUCUGAAAAUGCUGCUACCGUGUCCAGUAAUUUUACUGACCAGAAAAGUACAGAUGUUUUUGGGGAGUUGUGGAAAUUGAAACCAUUGCAAAGAGAAGGAAGUGCCAUUAUCAGUCAUCAAAUUGGACGCCACUCGUGCAGGAUUUUAAUCAAUUGUGCCUAAAUUUAGGCCUACAAGCACUUUAGCCUUUUGACACCACUCUUGCUAGGAGUAGACCAUAUAGAAGA
Molecule: messenger RNA, 816 nt
Organism: Magnolia sinica
Lineage: Eukaryota; Viridiplantae; Streptophyta; Magnoliopsida; Magnoliales; Magnoliaceae
Product: BAG family molecular chaperone regulator 1-like
Exons: 6
Coding region: 16-537 (173 amino acids)
Biological process (GO): protein stabilization
Cellular component (GO): cytoplasm
Molecular function (GO): protein-folding chaperone binding; adenyl-nucleotide exchange factor activity
Source: RefSeq, a predicted model, not a curated record